Nasonia vitripennis (jewel wasp) is the source of this 1648-nucleotide messenger RNA. Its product is annotated as erlin-1. The record is from RefSeq and is a predicted model, not a curated record. Gene Ontology annotation, cellular component: endoplasmic reticulum; endoplasmic reticulum membrane. The transcript has 5 exons. Bases 289 to 1290 code for a protein of 333 amino acids. Gene Ontology annotation, molecular function: cholesterol binding; ubiquitin protein ligase binding. Gene Ontology annotation, biological process: SREBP signaling pathway. NCBI's taxonomy places the organism in Eukaryota, Metazoa, Arthropoda, Insecta, Hymenoptera, Pteromalidae.
ACGCGCCACGCGGUGAGCGCUCGGCGCAUGCGUGGUUCGGCCAAGUCAAGGCGCGAAGCAGAAACAGGAAAGAAAAGAGACCACAGACCAGGAGCACGAAGAAGAUAUGCGCCCGCGAGUUUUGUAUGAACUUAACCUCGUUUACCAAAGAAACAUACAUAAACAUUGCAAAUAUAUAUUGUAGUACUAACAUUAUCACUGUUUAAAUAAACCAACCGAAUGAACACACAUCAAUGAGAUAUCCUCCAAGCGUUAAUACGUUUUUUGUUUAAAAAAAACCACAUCAAAAUGAUUGAUCAAAAUAUUAUUGUGAUGUGCUUUUUGGUAUGCCUAGCGGUAGUAUUUAAUUUUUCAUUGCAUCGCAUUGAGGAGGGUCAUGUUGGAGUUUAUUUUCGAGGUGGAGCACUGCUGCCUCAAGUUAGCAGUCCAGGUUUCCAUAUGAUGAUACCGCUUUUAACAACCUUCAGGGCUGUUCAAGUAACUUUGCAAACUGAUGAAGUCAAAAAUGUUCCUUGUGGAACUAGCGGAGGUGUCAUGAUCUAUUUUGAUCGUAUUGAAGUUGUAAAUAUUCUAAAUGCUAAUAGUGUGUACAAUAUGGUUAGGAACUAUACAGCAGACUACGACAGAUCUUUGAUAUUCAACAAAGUUCACCACGAGUUAAAUCAAUUUUGCUCAGUCCAUACUUUGCACGAGGUUUAUAUUGAUUUAUUUGAUCAAAUCGAUGAGAACCUUAAGACUGCUUUGCAAAGAGAUUUAAAUGAAAUGGCUCCGGGCCUGAGCAUCUUAGCAGUAAGAGUAACCAAACCUAAGAUUCCUGAGACAAUCCGGAAAAAUUAUGAACUAAUGGAGGCAGAAAAGACUAAACUGUUGAUUUCUACGCAGCAUCAGAAAGUAGUUGAAAAAGAUGCUGAGACUGACAGAAAGAAGGCAAUUAUUGAAGCUGAGAAAGAAGCUCAAGUAGCUAAAAUUCAGUACAAUCAAAAAAUCAUGGAGAAAGAAUCACUCCAGCGUAUGGCAGCGAUCGAAGAUGAAAUGCAUUUAGCUAGAGAAAAAAGUCGUUCGGAUGCUGAUUAUUACCAAAUGGCAAGACAAGCUGAAGCUAACAAAUUAUUACUGUCAAAGGAGUAUUUGGAACUAGAAAAAUACAAAUCAUUGUCACAAAAUGCUAAAGUGUACUAUGGACAGGAUAUACCAAAAAUGUUUUCAUUAGGAGGGUGCUCAAAUGAUGCAAAUUUAGGAUCUUCUAUCAACCGAGUCACCAGCGAAAAAGAUGAAAAUUAUAAUGAAUAAUUUAUUCAAAAGAUUUCGACUGAAUUGAAAUAUUCCCAUAUUUUGUAGGUAACCGAUGAUUGAUUUGCAAGCGUUGAUAUGCACAUCGAUGACCUUUAGCUAUUAAAUCAUUUUAAUCUAAGACAAGUUUGAUAUAUGCUUGAAAUUAUUUUAUUGUACUCGUUAUUUAUUAACGAUUGUGAGAAACUUUGUUAUUUAUAGUUUUUUAGUAUUGUAAAUUGUACAGCUUUUGAAUACAAGCCUACAAUAUACUUAAUUAUUAUAAAUACAACCUAAUAUUUAUUAUACUUCACGAUGGUGUUUAAGAAUAAAGUGGCAAGAUUAGUAUGCUUGCUGAUAUGGUUUUGUAACUCUAAAA